AUGUCUCGGAAAAAUGCCAACAGCUCGUCACAUUUGGAGCACCUGCAGCCUGCACAGGAGCUGACCGAUGCACCUUACGAGCUAAAGGAGCUACAUGCCCCGGUUCUCAGGGGGUUUGCCCUCAAUGCCUUCGUCAGCGUUUUCGAAUCUAGUCUAGGUGCAUGGAUUUACCCCAUCCUUGCGAAGCAGAGCGGCGUUACGCAGGUCCUCCAAGGCCUGCGCGUGCCCGAGGCUCCGCUCUUCCACCCCGACAUCUGCCCGGUCUCAAACGAACCAGAGCCGCUCGCGGAGCCCCUGGACGAAUUAGAUUUCCCUGAUGCCGGUGAUAGUGACGGUAACGGUGACGGUGACGAUCGCGGCAUGAAGGUCGAUGGAGGAAGGGCGGCAACGGUAACGGCGCGCCCCACCGCCAGCAUCCUGCGAGCCCUAGAUCGCGGCCUUCUGCCGCACAGUCGCCAGCUGCACGCAAUCGACGCCAACACUGCGGCCUCCGACUCCGAAACGACCACCACUGCCGGCGCUGUCGCUCUCAAGGUUGGCGCUAAUAGUGGCGGUAAUGGUGUUGGAGGACGGGUUGUCAGCGGGCCGGUGCCGCAAUGGCCUGUGGCCUUCUCCAAAGGACCCACCAUUGUGGACUACGCCCGGGCUUAUCGAUGCGGUGAGGUGGCGGAACGCAUCAUUCAGUUCGUACAGGCGGGUGAGGCGAGCAGCCCCCCGUUGGGCUUCUUCGUGGGGUGGGACCCCGGGGCCUUGCGGGGGCAGGCGGAGGAGAGCAGCCGAAGCCUCUGCUUCUCCACAGAAGCGGCGACCUCCUUCGCCGUUGUUACGCCUCGUCUAUGCGAAUCCUCCUCAUCCGACUGUGUCUUCUGCCUACCCGGACGAGCACUUAAUCAACAUGCAAUACGUUGGCCCUCGUAUUCGGGGAUGACUAUGCCUGCCGUACUCCGCAGGCUCCGCGAGGGCCGACCCAGGUCGCUUCUGGAGGGUGUGCCCUUUGCCGUUAAGGACGUGGCGGAUGCACUGCCGUACAGUACGGCAGCCGGGACUACUUUUGUGGCAGCCCAGCGCCACGUCACCGCUGACGCCCCCUUCGUGGCCACCCUCCGCUCCCUGGGUGCCGUACUCCUGGGCAAGACCUCCAUGCACGAGAUCGGGCUGGGGAUCACGGGGUUAAACACGCGGGCGGGGGCCACCGCAAUAAACCCGCACGGUGCGUCCGCGGGUCACCCGGGUCACUACACGGGGGGGUCCUCCAGCGGGAGUGCGGCGGUGGUGGCGGCGGGGCUGUGUCCCAUCGCGGUUGGCAGUGACGGCGGCGGGUCCAUCCGCAUCCCCGCCUCUUUCUGCGGCCUGGUGGGACUCAAGCCGGGUGCGGGUCGGGUGGGGGGUGCGGGGGCGGUGGAGGUGGACUGCACGGUGGCGACCAUGGGGGCACUGGCGGGGUGUGUUCAGGACGUGGCGCUACUCCACGCUGUGAUGAGUGUGCAGGGCCCGCUGGCGGCGGGGGAGGUGCCGUACGAUGGCGUUAAGAUGCCGCUGCUGCCCGCCCCAUGGCCCGCCGUACCGCCGCCAUCGCCGCUGCCCCGGGGGCCUCCGGGAGGUGACGACGGCGGCGGCGGCUCUUGGCAGCCCCUGAAAGGACUGCGGGUUGGCGUGUACGACGAGUGGUUUCGCCACGCUUCCCCGUCCGUUGUGACGGUGUGUCGUACUGCGGUUUCGGAGCUGCAGUCCCUGGGCGCUGAACUGGUUCCAGUGGUGGUUCCGGAGCUGGAGCAUCUGCGGGUGGCGCACACUGUCACCAUUGUGAGCGAGAUGCUGCACAACUUCCGGGAGCGGUACGACAACCCCGCCCUCCGCGCUGCCUUCAACCCGGACGUACGACUGGCGCUGGCCAAUGCCCGAUUCUGGAGCCCGGCGGAUUACCUUCAGGCAGUGGGCCGUACUGGCCCAGGGGGGGAGGCUCAGCGUAUUCGCGCUCGUGCCAAUGUGCAUUUCAGGAGGGUGCUGAGCAAGGUCCAUGUGAUUGCGACCCCCACGACGCCCAUUCCGGCGCCGCGAAUACACCCCCUGGCUCUCCAGGGAGGGGAGAGCAACUUGCGGCAGGACCUCCGUGUUAUUCCGCUGCGAGUUGUUGUGUAA
Molecule: messenger RNA, 2139 nt
Organism: Volvox carteri f. nagariensis
Lineage: Eukaryota; Viridiplantae; Chlorophyta; Chlorophyceae; Chlamydomonadales; Volvocaceae
Exons: 15
Coding region: 1-2139 (712 amino acids)
Molecular function (GO): catalytic activity
Source: RefSeq, a predicted model, not a curated record